Colletotrichum karsti is the source of this 5052-nucleotide messenger RNA. RefSeq names its product ABC-2 type transporter. Gene Ontology annotation, biological process: transmembrane transport. NCBI's taxonomy places the organism in Eukaryota, Fungi, Ascomycota, Sordariomycetes, Glomerellales, Glomerellaceae. The coding region runs from base 1 to 5052 and encodes 1683 amino acids. The record is from RefSeq and is a predicted model, not a curated record. The transcript has 2 exons. Gene Ontology annotation, cellular component: membrane. Gene Ontology annotation, molecular function: ATP hydrolysis activity; ABC-type transporter activity; ATP binding.
AUGGCUCCCCCAAUUCACAGCGACAACAGAGCAGAUAUCGGGCGGCCCAUGUUGAGAUCACGAUCUUCGCGUCGUUCUCGCCCUCCCUCUUCCCUCGUCAGUUUUCCGGGCGUUGCCAGCGGCAGCCGGCCCAAAUCCGUACACAUCUCUGCAGAUGAAUACAAAGCCAUCACCGACCUCGUCGAGCUCGCCAAAUCCUUCCUCGAGAAUCAACAAAACGGCGAAGCCUCGAGUUCAUCAACGCCAACCCAGAGUGGCUCGCUUGACUACUCUAAGUCUCCGAAGCAGGAUGGCCCCCUCGACCCCUUUGGCGCCAAUUUCGACGCCCGGGAAUGGGCCAAGUCCUUCUAUCGUCUCCGUUCCGACAGCUGCGAGAUGCGGAAGGCGGGCGUGGGUUAUCGAAAGCUCAGCGUUUCGGGUUACGGGUCCGACACGGCGUUCCAGGCGACUGUGAGCAACGCGUGGUGGCUCAGCGCCGUGGCGGCAGUGCGUGGGCUGUUACGUAUGAAGCGUCAACGGGUGCGCAUCUUGCACGGCCUCGAAGGGGUGGUGAACGACGGCGAGAUGCUGUGUGUGCUGGGCCCGCCAGGAAGCGGGUGUUCGACCUUCCUGCGGACGAUGGCGGGGGACACGUACGGCACGCAGGUGUCGGAGAAGGCUCUUCUCAACUACCGCGGCGUGAGUGCGGACGAGAUGAAGCGCUAUUUCAAGGGAGACGCCAUUUACACGGCCGAGGAGGACGUUCAUUUCCCGGCUCUCUCGGUAGCAGACACCCUCUUCUUCGCCGCACGUGCGAGGACGCCCAGGACCCGGCCCGAGGGGCUCACACCUGACGAGUACGCGCGGCGGGUGCGCGACGUGACCAUGGCCAUGCUGGGAAUCCAGCACACGAUGCAGACGCCCGUCGGCGGCACGGACGGCGACACGGUACGCGGCGUGUCGGGCGGCGAACGCAAGCGUGUGAGCAUCGCCGAGGCUGCGCUCAGCUUUGCGCCGAUCCAGUGCUGGGACAACAGCACACGAGGCCUCGACAGCGCAGCGACGGUCGACCUCUGCAGAACCCUGCGCAUUCAGAGCGACAUCAUGGGCAUGGCGAGCGCUGUAGCCAUAUACCAGAGCCCACAGGAGGCCUACGAGUUGUUUGACAAGGUCCUGCUCCUCUACGAGGGACGACAAAUCUACUUUGGCAAGACGACGGAAGCCAAAAGCUAUUUUCAGCGGCUGGGCUUCGUUUGUCCGAGAAAUCAGACGACGCCGGAUUUCCUGACGUCCAUGACCAGCCCGGCCGAGCGUGAGGGCAUCAUCAAGCGUGGCCAUGAGAAAAGAGUCCCGCAUACCGCUGACGAGUUUGCUGAGGCGUGGAGGACGAGCAGCCAACGCCGCCAGCUUAGCCAGGAAGUGGAUGCUUACGCUACAUCCUUUCGCCUGAGCGGCUCGCGCACUCACUUUGCCGACUUCCUGGCGAGCAAGAAAAGCGACCAGUCAUGGAUGCAGAGGUGGAAGUCGCCUUACACCAUCUCAUACCCAAGGCAGGUCACUCUGUGUCUGUGGCGCACCCUAGCCCUGCUCAAGGCUGCACCGCAGAUGACGGUGACGAUGCUCGUCAUAAACCUGUUCCAAACGCUCAUUGUGGCGAGUGUCUUCUUCCGACUGCGCGAAACAGCCGAGUCCAUGAAGGCGCGCAGCACGCUCCUGUUUACAGCUGCGCUGGUCAACGCCUUUGGGUGCGUCCUCGAGGUGGCAGCCUUAUAUGCUAAGCGCGCUAUCGUCGAGAAGCAUGUGAGAUAUGCUCUGUAUCACGCGUCGGCCGAGGCUAUUGCGGAUUUGGUCAUGAGUUUGCCGUAUAAGCUGCUCAACGCCAUUACGGUCAAUACUAUCUUUUACUGGAUGUGCAACUUGCGCAACGAACCCGGGGCCUUUUUAUUCUUCGUAUUGGUCCAAUUCGCUAUGACGCUCGCUGUGAGCUUGCUUUUCCGGCUCGUCGCAUCUGUUACCAAGAGCCACGCGGCGGCCAUGGCCCCGUCGACAAUGGUCCUGCUCGCCCUGGCGUUGUACACGGGUUUUGCGGUCCCGCCCAUGUACACCAAGUCGUAUGCCGGGUGGAUUUCCACGGUCAGCCCCGUGGCCUAUGGGUUCGAGGCUCUUAUGAUCAACGAAUUCGGCAAUGGGCGGAGGUUUCCUUGCAAGACCUUCAUUCCGUCCGGCCCGACCUACGAUGCUGCGGCCAUGAUGGCGAAGACGCGCGUAUGUGCCGCGCAGGGGGCUGUCGCAGGCGCCACGUUUGUUGAUGGAAGCGCAUACAUCAGCAAUGCGUUUGGGUAUCUGGAACGACAUCGGUGGCGGAAUGUCGGUGUCAUAUUUGCGUUUGCGGUGGCCUACCUUCUGCUGCACCUCAUUGCUGCGGAGCUGGUGAGCAGCACGAAGAGCAAACAGGAGAUGCUUGUGUUUCCCAGGGGUAAAGUUCCAAAGGGGCGAGAAAGAGACGACGUGGAAAAUCAUGUCACCAAGGGAAGGACAGAAGCACAUUAUAGCAAUGCGAGCAUCCCGAUGGCUUCCCUCCCCACCACACCCACCACACCCGUCUUCACGAAAAGGGGGUUUGCGGGUAUGUAUCCGUACACCGACGGAGGGUCUCCGACAGUAGCUAGAGGUGGGAAGAUGUAUGAUACGGAGUACACCGACAUGAGCCCGACGUCUCCUACCAAGCCCUGGAACUGGUCGCUGCAGGAGCGAGACAACUUCGACCAUGACGACAACAGCGGCCUGGGAAUCGACCGCCAGACAGCCAUCUUCCACUGGAGCAACGUUUGCUACGACGUCAAGAUCAAAAAGAAAGAGAUGAAGCGCAUUCUGGAUCGUGUGGACGGGUGGUGUGAGCCGGGAACUCUUACUGCGCUCAUGGGAGUCUCGGGCGCCGGCAAGACCACUCUUCUCGACGCCCUCGCUUCGCGCCUGUCCACUGGCGUUUUGACGGGCGAGAUGUUGGUCGAUGGGGCCCCGCGCGACGCCUCAUUUCAGCAGAAGACGGGCUAUGUCAAGCAGCAAGACCAGCAUCUGCUCACAUCGACGGUGCGUGAGGCUCUCACGUUCAGUGCCAUUCUUCGCCAGCCCGCCCGGUAUUCUCGCAAGCAGAAAAUUGCAUACGUUGAUAAGGUUAUAAAUAUUCUGGGUAUGGAAGAAUAUGCAGACGCCGUCGUUGGCGUGCCUGGGGAGGGCCUGAACGUUGAACAGCGGAAGAAGCUGACUAUUGGCGUUGAGCUGGCUGCUCGUCCUGCGCUUCUGCUGUUUCUGGAUGAGCCUACCUCGGGCUUGGAUUCGCAAACAAGUUUGUCGAUUUGCACUUUGCUUGAGACGUUGAGGCAGAAUGGGCAGGCUAUUCUGUGCACGAUCCAUCAGCCAUCAGCAAUUCUGUUUGAGCGGUUCGACAGGCUUCUUCUUCUUGCUCACGGUGGACGGACCGUCUACUUUGGCCAGAUUGGACAGGGACGCAAUGCUAACAUCCUGAUCGACUAUUUUGUCCGCAAUGGCGGGCCACGGCCCGCAAAGGGGCAAAACCCGGCUGAGUACAUCCUCGAGCAAGUCAGCGCCGGCGGGAGCGGGAAAAACGGCGUGGACUGGCCCGACACGUGGCGACAGAGUCCCGAGUACGACGAGGUCCAGACCUACCUCACCCGACUGAGAGAAAACGGAAAGGGGGCGCACCAAUAUCCAACGCAACAUCAGCAACAGAACGAUCCCCCGUUCGCUGCUCCUUUGCCUGUUCAGCUCUCCGAAGUGACCAGGCGUUUGGCCGGACACUACUGGCGCAGCCCAGGCUACGUCUACGCUAAAUUGCUGUUGACGUUCGGUUCGGCCCUCUUCAUCGGCCUCUCGCUGCUCAACCUGCCCAACACGCAGUCGGGGAUCACGAUCCAGACCAUCGCCAUCUUCAUGUUCCUCACGACACAUCUGAACCUACUGCAACAGAUCCUGCCUGUCUUCGUGGUGCAGCGCACGCUGUAUGAGGGCCGCGAGCAACCUUCACGCACGUACUCGUGGACCGCGUUUAUGGGAGCCCAAAUCGUGGUUGAGAUGGCCUACAAUGCACUCAUGGCGCCGCCAGCGUUCCUGGCCUGGUACUAUCUCGUUGGACUGAACCGCAACGCGGCAGAGACGAACGACACCGCCUCACGUGGCGGACUGGCUUUUUUGUUCAUGCUCGUUUUCUUCCUGCAGGCCAGCACUUUUGCGCACAUGCUCGGGGCGAUCUUCGAUCUCGCCGACCAGGCUGCCGGCAUCGGUACUCUUCUCUUCGUCGUGAUGUUCAUCUUCAACGGGAUCCUCGCUACGCCGCCUAGCUUCUGGGUUUGGAUCUACCGCGUCAAUCCGUUCACCUACCUUGUCGAAGGCUUGUUGGGCACAGGGCUCGCGAAUGCGGGCAUACGAUGCGCGAAGAAUGAGUUUCUUCAAAUGAACCCGCCUCCAGGGCAGACGUGCGGGCAGUACUUGCAGACCUACAUCGCUCAGGCGGGUGGAUAUCUUGCUGAUCCGACCGCCGCGGGAAAUUGCAGUCUUUGCACGACAAGCAACACAAAUGAGGUGCUGGCCGGGGUGCACGUCGAGUUUGGCAAUCGCUGGCGCGACUUGGGCAUCUUGUUUGCAUUCGUUUUCUUCAACGCCGCCGCCGCUUUCGCCUUGUAUUCGACCCGUGUGCCCAAGCCCAAGAAAGAAAAAGACGUUAAAUCACCACGGCCCACCUCAUCACCAUCACCAGACCAAGACGAUAGUGGCACAAAACCCCCUACCAAAGAUUGGAAACAUCUCGUCGUGAAGGGAAGACAAGGUGGUGCUGGUGAGGGUUCACCGAAACAUCUCUUGGAUGAGUACGAGGACCCAACGGACAAACCCUUUCGUGUUCCGAGAUCUUUUUCGUCGUCCGUCAAUGGUGGCAGUCAGGUGCUCAAGGACAGUGGCAAAAGGUAUUGGGAUGAUGUCGUCGACGAGGAGAGUGAGGUGGAGGAUUUGAGCCCGGGCGAAGAAAGGCCACCCGCGACUCCUCAAUAUUGGAUUUGA